AUGUCCACAGGUCUAACCAUAGGACUAAUUCUGGUUGAGAUAGCAAUAUUAACAUCCAUAACAAUCUACUUUGUCUACAAUUCAAAAUUAGACAAAGAGGAUCAAGCUAGGAUCGAGAAGUUCUUAGAGGACUACCAAGCUCUUAGGCCUACAAGGUAUUCAUAUGCUGACAUUAAGAGGAUCACAAAUCAAUUUAAGGAGAAAUUGGGCCAAGGAGGUUAUGGUAGUGUGUUCAAAGGGAAGCUUUCCAAUGAAAUUCUUGUCGCUGUUAAGGUCCUCAAUUACUCCAAGGGGAAUGGAGAAGAGUUCAUUAAUGAAGUGAGCACAAUUGGUAGGAUUCACCAUGUCAAUGUGGUUCGCCUAGUUGGUUUUUGUGCAGAUGGGUUCAGACGAGCUCUUGUUUAUGAGUUCCUCCCGAAUGAGUCCUUAGAGAAAUUUAUCUUCUCAAAGGAUGCUAAUAACCCCUCCCUUGAUUCGGAAAAACUUAUGGAUAUUGCAAUGGGUAUAGCCAAAGGGAUAGAAUAUCUCCAUCAGGGUUGUGAUCAACGUAUCCUGCACUUUGACAUCAAGCCCCAUAAUAUCUUGCUAGAUCAUAACUUCAACCCAAAGAUCUCUGAUUUCGGUCUGGCAAAGUUAUGCUCCAAGGAUAAAAGUAUUGUAUCCAUGACUGCUGCCAGAGGGACCAUGGGAUAUAUUGCACCGGAAGUGUUCUCUAGAAACUUUGGAAAUGUGUCCUAUAAAUCAGAUGUUUACAGUUUUGGAAUGCUGUUGCUUGAAAUGGUUGGGGGAAGAAAGAAUAUUGAUACAACAGUAGAGAAAAGUAGCCAGGCUUACUUCCCUGAAUGGAUAUAUAAUCAUCUCAUCAGCCAAGGGGAAGAGUUGAAAAUUCGGAUUGCUGAAGAUGGAGAUGGUAAGAUAGAAAGAAGACUAACGAUUGUAGCGCUUUGGUGCAUUCAAUGGUACCCAGUGGAUCGCCCUUCAAUGAAAGCUGUGGUUCAAAUGUUGGAAGGAGAUGCAGAAAACUUAAUCAUGCCACCCAAUCCAUUUGCCUCAACCACUAAAACAAAUACUAGUGGAGUUAACCCUAAGAAGCCUUUCCACACGGGAUUAACAAUCAUUGAAGAAUGAUGAUGAGAAAGAUGGGUUGCUUAACCUUUACUUUAUGUACUUUAUUAAUCAUAUUUAAUUCUAGUUAGAAAAAAAAAAGGAGUUUAAUUUGCGACAUCUUCUUAUCUAGCUAUUUAAAGUUAAUUUGUAUCAUCUAAGUUAGUGUAACAGACAUUUGUAAUGAACAUGGAGUUGGAUGGUUUAUGUCCAUCAGACUUUGUAUAUUUAUAUUCAUAGUGUUUUGCUUUUACAUGCAAUAGGAAAUUACAAYGAGGAGAUUGCAGAGAUAAGAAAUUUUCUAUUAGCCGGUGGUUUAUAUCCGGUGGUCGCGUGCAAUAACAGCAAAUCCCAGCAACAUCGAUCAACAAAUUUUCCCACUCACGUUCUGAAUAGGGGCCAGCGGUCAAAUUUUAAGAGACCAUAUAACGUAACCGCAUGAYGAGUCCCAGCCGCRCGCUCGGUCUCAAGACCUAGAUCGGAUGAUUGGGCCAGGCUCAGGCUCGGGCCUCAGUAUAAUCUAUUAAUACUGACACAAAGCCCAACCUGAUCCAACCCAUGAACAAGUCUACUGGCAUCAUUUCAAAUUUUGAGGUUUUCUGUACUUAAACUCCUAAUAUGACCAUAAGGGUUUUGGGUGUAGGCUCAAUUAGGGUUCAACAUCUGAGUUUAGUAUUAAUAGUAUUAAUAAAAAUAUCAACUAUUAUUUAGUAUUAAUAAAAUAAAAAUAUUAGCUA
Nelumbo nucifera (sacred lotus) is the source of this 1841-nucleotide messenger RNA. NCBI's taxonomy places the organism in Eukaryota, Viridiplantae, Streptophyta, Magnoliopsida, Proteales, Nelumbonaceae. The record is from RefSeq and is a predicted model, not a curated record.